AUGCCUGCGCUAUCGACUAUUACAUCCGCUUUGGCCGCCUGGGCCACUCUUACCACAGCGGCACCCUCCAGCGUCACUGGGUCCCCGCGCUAUUCCAUGUACUUUGACCAAUAUCACACCGACGUCCUCCCUAACAAGACCAUGACCGCUGGCAUCACACACGUGAUCACCGCCUUUGCCAACUCGUCGCUCUUCACCACUAACCCUGUUGGCGAGUAUACACCCUUCAAGCCGCUGUCCGAAAUUCGUGCUAUGUUCGACCACGAUGUGACGAUCAGCAUGGCCGUCGGUGGGUGGGGUGAUCUUGCCGGUUUUCGCGUGGGUGUCGCUUCUGAGGAGUCACGUGCUUUGUACGCCAGCAAUAUUGCUGCAACUCUCAACAGACUAGGUUACGACGGUGUCGAUAUUGACUGGGAGUACCCGGGAGGAAACGGCUUCGACUACAAACAAAUUGCCAACAAUGCCACAGAGGCCGAGGUCUUCCCCCUCUUCCUAACUGCUAUCAAGUCGGCCAUCGGUGAUAAGGAGCUUUCGAUUGCCGUGCCUGGUCUUGAGCGCGACAUGCUGGCCUACACGGCCGAGAAGGUGCCCUUGAUCAACUCUGCUGUAGAUGUCGUCAACGUCAUGACCUACGACCUGAUGAACCGCCGCGACACCACGACCAAGCACCACACCGACAUCAAGGGCUCUCUCAACGCCAUCGACCUAUUCAUCGAGCGCGGGAUGAAGCCUGCCAAGAUGAACCUCGGAAUUGCCUUCUACGCCAAGUACUUUACCUUGGCUGCCAACACAACUUGCACUCAGCCUAUCGGUUGCCCGAUCGCGCUUGCCGAGGCCGCUGACGGCAGCGAUACCGGUGCCUCGGGUGCCGAUACCUUUGAGGCGAGCUCCUUCCCUGUCGUGGUCGACGUGGCCAAACUGACCGUCUCGACCGACGGAUCUUGCGGUAGCUCGAACGACUUCAAGUGCACCGGUUCAGCCUACGGCUCCUGCUGCUCGCAGUACGGAUGGUGCGGAAACACGACAGCCCAUUGUUCGACUGGCUGCCAGAACGACUUUGGGACCUGCACGAACCCAGCGGUCAAGUCUACUGCCCAGUCGUUCCAGGACGCUCUCACGAACGGACAACUCGACUCUGCAAACGGCGGCCAGUGGUAUGUCGACGAUGUCGCGAAUCUGUUCUGGACCUGGGACACGCCCGAGCUCAUCACCAGGAAAUUCCGUGAGAUCAUCGCCGCCCGUGGUCUCGGUGGAAUCAUGGCUUGGAGUCUUGCUGAGGAUAGCGUUGACUGGCGCCUUCUGGAGGCGAUGCAGGAGGGCUUCGAGGGCCUGAAGUCGAAGAAGUGA
Molecule: messenger RNA, 1347 nt
Organism: Grosmannia clavigera kw1407
Lineage: Eukaryota; Fungi; Ascomycota; Sordariomycetes; Ophiostomatales; Ophiostomataceae
Product: glycoside hydrolase, family 18
Exons: 1
Coding region: 1-1347 (448 amino acids)
Biological process (GO): carbohydrate metabolic process; chitin catabolic process
Cellular component (GO): extracellular region
Molecular function (GO): chitinase activity; chitin binding
Source: RefSeq, a predicted model, not a curated record